AUGGAGUUGCAAGGUCGAAGCCUCGUCUUGACUGUCAGUGUCUUGACGUCGCUGGGCUUUAUGCUCAUCGGUUAUGACAAUGGCCUCAUGGGAGGUCUCGUCAACACUUCAGUUUUCAAGGAUACUUUCGAUAGUCCUGAUGCUGACAUGAUUGGUGUUAUUGUUGCAAUUUUCGAAAUUGGAUGCUUCUUCGGUGCCAUCUUUGCAGCUAUCUGGGGAGAGAAGCUCGGCCGUCGACGCUCAAUCUUUAUCGGCUGUAUCGUCUUGAUCAUCGGAGCUGUUCUCCAAGCAGCCUCUUUCUCUCGAGCCAUGAUGAUCGUCGGCCGAAUAGUUUCUGGCCUUGGACUUGGUACCGUCAACUCAACCGUCCCUGUCAUGCAGGCCGAGUUCAGCCCCAAGUCUAGCCGAGGAAUCUACGUCUGCGCCCAGCUCUCAACACUCAACUUCGGCAUCUUUCUUGUCUACUGGAUUGACUAUGCUCUGUCUUCCCACACUGGAAGCUACGCUUGGCGCGUCCCUGUCAUUCUCCAAUGCGUUCCCAUUAUUAUCAUCAUAUGCCUCUUGACCAUCAUCCCCGAGACACCACGUUGGUUGGCAGCGCAUGAUAGACCCGAAGAAUGUCUCAAGGUCCUCGCUCAGAUCCAGGGUACUUCUACCGAAGAUCCUGACGUGCGGGCUCUCCACAGUGUCAUCACUCAAACGGUCGCGUACGAGACAUCGAUCGGCUCUGGUUCCUGGAAGGACCUCUUGAAAGAAGACAGCAUCAAGUCCCGCAAACGACUGAUUUUGGCUUGCUUGCUGCAAAGUAUGCAACAGCUGGGUGGUAUCAACGCCAUCAUAUACUAUUCCAGCACCUUAUUCGAGAAGAGUGUUGGCUUCUCUGCUCAUAUGUCAGCCCUCAUGUCAGGUUUCCUACAGACAUGGUUCUUCGUCGCAUCUUUCAUUCCAUGGGUCCUGAUCGAUCGUAUUGGACGUAGGCCUCUUCUUCUAUCCAUGAUCAGCGUCAUGGCUGCGACAAUGGCUGUUCAAGCUGGUUUGAUUUAUCAGGUAGAGAACAACACAGCAUCAUCACAUGCGGCAGGAAUUGCAGCUGCAGCAAUGCUCUUUAUCUUUCAGGGAGCCUUCACUAUCGGUUUCCAAGCAACUGUUUGGGUCUAUCCCUCCGAGAUUCUGCCUCUUCGUCUACGACAGCGCGGUUCAUCCAUCUCCACAGCUGCCAACUGGAUCUUCAACUACAUGAUUGUCCAAAUCACACCCAUUUCAAUCAACAAUAUCGGUUGGCGAACAUACAUCAUAUUUGCUGUACUGAACACCCUCUGGGUGCCCCUUAUCUUCUUAUUCUUCCCUGAGACCAAGGGCUUGGAGUUGGAAGACGUUGACCAACUUUUUGGUGGCGAAGAAAUCAUUAGGAGCUUGGAUGAGAAGAAUCAUGGCACUGUGACCAUGCUGGAGUCUGUGAAUGGGGAUGGUACUGGUGUCUAG
This is a messenger RNA of Fusarium coffeatum, 1482 nucleotides long. RefSeq lists its product as uncharacterized. The coding region runs from base 1 to 1482 and encodes 493 amino acids. The transcript is spliced from 6 exons. The record is from RefSeq and is a predicted model, not a curated record. Gene Ontology annotation, molecular function: carbohydrate:proton symporter activity. Gene Ontology annotation, cellular component: membrane. Lineage: Eukaryota; Fungi; Ascomycota; Sordariomycetes; Hypocreales; Nectriaceae. Gene Ontology annotation, biological process: transmembrane transport; carbohydrate transport.